CUUUAAACUUCAUAAAAAUGAAUCGAAGUUUUUUAAUAAAAAAAAUAAAUUGUUUUUUUAAAUAAAAUUGCUUUUUAUCGAAUGAAAUAUAUAUUUGUGAAUAAAUCAAAAAACUAAAUAAAGAUAUCGCUAUUACAUUAGAAGUGCGGCUUAAAACGAGGCGUUUCAAUAAAUCAUCCUUGAAACUUAUUAAAGGAAUAUGUCUGUAUAUCAAGUUGAAAUUUUCAUACAAACAAAAGAAAAUGCUCUUCGUGAAUUUUCGUUUGUCGAUGAAGAAACAGUACCAUUAAUUCAAAUAAUUGUGAAUACUUAUCUUAUAUUAAGAAAAUGAAGAUGAAUAUUUACACAAAUAGUAAAAUAACCCCAAUGGCGACUAAUGUCGAAGAUUCGUAUCCGGACUCUGACUAGUUUAUAUAAUGCUUCAAAACCUGUUCCAUUACAACCUCUGAAACCAACAUCAGCUAUCGUGAUUACAGGAUAUAUUCCUCCUGAUGCUUUGAGAUUUUCAGUUAAUUUAUUGUGCAAAAAUGCUGAAAAUAUUGCAUUGCAUUUUAAUGCACGAUUAGACAGAGGUUAUGUGGUUCGAAAUUCAAAAUUUAAGGGUUGUUGGGAAGAGGAAGAGACUUGUUCUCCUGCAGGACAUAUUGCUUUUCGGCGCAAUUCCUAUGUGCAUGUUUUAAUUUUUUGUACUGCUAAUGAAUAUCAAAUUGCAGUAAAUGGAGAACAUUUUUGUGCUUUUGCAUAUAGAAUACCUCUUGAAGAUGUAAUAAAUUUAGAAAUUAAUGGAUCAUUAGAAGAUGCUAAAUUUAGACAAUUGGAAUUAUUCGUUUAUCCUGAUCCAAAAUUAUGCAGACCAAAUAACAUUUUAACUUUAAAAAUUGAUCAACCACUCGUCGAUUUUCUUAGUGUUCCAAUCACGGUAAACAUUGAAAAUGAAUUUAAAAUAGGAACCAGACUUUUCAUUGCAGGAAGAUUAAAACUUCUUCCACAUUCAUUUUACGUAAAUCUACAAAAAGGAAAAGCAAUUUAUCCACAUCCAGUAAUUGCAUUACAUUUAAAUCCUCGUUUUUUAUAUGGCAGCAAUGUACCUUAUGUUGUAAUGAAUUUCUGGACAAAUGGAUCUUGGGGAUACGAAGAAAGACACUCAGGUCAUUUGUCAUGGAUGCCUGGUCGUGAUUUUCUUCUGACAAUUCGAUGUGAAUUCGAAGCAUAUACAAUAUGGUUAGGAAACAAAAUGAUUGGUGAAUUCAAACACAGAUUACAACCAUCCAUCAUUGAUACUCUUAAAAUAUCUGGAGAUAUUGUGCUUCACGAACUAGCUAUAACAUAUUCAAAUUAAACAAAUUUUUGGUUUGAAAAUUUUUAAUUAUUUGUUAUUGAUUAUAAUGAUUUUUUUUUAUCCUAUUUAUCUUUCCCGCUAUUUACAAAGAUAAACUUUUUGGAAUAAUAUUUCAUUAUUGAUUAAAGUUUAUUUAUAUUAUUGACAGAUCAUAUAUGAUUCUCAGCUCAGAAUAAUUGCACAAUCGAAACACAAAUUGAUAAUGUUUUAUCAAUAUUUCAUUUUCUUUACUUGAGUAGUAAAAAGUUUGGAUGAAGAUCGAAUUAGUUUAAAGAAUUGUUAUAAAAAAAACUUGAAAUUACAUAUAAAACUCGUCCAUGCUUGCUAUGAUUAUCAAUUUUUUCAAAUAACAAUUCGUGUUUUGAUUGCACAACUAUUUAGAACUUGUUGAUGUAUAAAUAGAUAAUAUAUUCAUAGGAUAUUUUUAGAACAAAUCAAAUAUAGAAAUCAAAUCGAAAAAGUUAGUAUAUAAAAAUGUUCUUUAUUUAUUAAGUUUGUAUUAAAUGAAGCGAAAUGAAGAUAGAAAAGUUCUAUCUAUCAUUUCAUUCUGUUUCUGCCUCACUUCAUUUAAUGUAAAUUCUAAAUUGAUUAUAAUUUAAUCAAUUAACAUUUUCGUGUAUUAACUUUUAUAUUUAAUUGACUUUAUUCUUCAAAAUUGA
Messenger RNA from Apis laboriosa (Himalayan honeybee), 1998 nucleotides. Its product is annotated as galectin-8-like. Gene Ontology annotation, molecular function: galactoside binding; carbohydrate binding. The record is from RefSeq and is a predicted model, not a curated record. The transcript is spliced from 8 exons. Lineage: Eukaryota; Metazoa; Arthropoda; Insecta; Hymenoptera; Apidae. The coding region runs from base 377 to 1339 and encodes 320 amino acids.